AUGCGUAUGCUGCCAAGCCCCCCUUUUUCCGUGCCCACCUCCCCUUUCCUCGCUAAUCUCUACUCAGAUCGCGUGAGGGCAUGGGCACAUUCAUCUGCGCACAAGCACAACUUCAACCCAUGGUCGCCCGUUCGUGAUAGUCAUGGAUCUUCGGCGAGUGAAGACCAACCGCAAAACGCAGAUGCAGCAGAGCAGAAGAAGCCCAAAGGCUCCGUUUUCAUUCGUGUCUUGGCCAAUAUCAAGGUCGCCCUCUUCCACAGUUGGGUCAAUGUCCUCCUAGUUUUUGUUCCUGUAGGCAUCGCCAUCCACUUUGCCGGAGUCAACCAGAAUGUGGUCUUUGCCAUCAACGCAGUUGCCAUUAUCCCUUUGGCUGGCCUUCUCACGUUCGCCACCGAAAGUGUUGCGCAUCGGCUUGGGCCUACUUUAGGUGCUCUCCUGAAUGUGAGCUUUGGAAAUGCUGUCGAGUUGAUCAUAUUUAUCGCCCUCGUCAAAGAUGAGAUUCGCAUUGUCCAGGCGUCCCUUAUCGGCUCCCUUCUCGCCAACCUCCUUCUGAUAUUGGGUAUGGCCUUUUUGAUUGGAGGCCUAGAGUUCCAGGAGCAGAUUUACGACAGUACUGUAACUCAGACUUCGGCUUGCUUGCUGGCGCUGGCAGUCCUCAGCUUGCUGAUUCCGACCGCCUUCCACGCGUCUUUCAGUGACCUCCAAAAAGCUGACCGCGCAGUCAUCAAACUCAGCCGAGGGACUUCCGUAAUACUUCUCAUCAUCUAUGUUCUUUAUCUGCUCUUCCAACUAAAGUCCCACGCAUAUCUUUACCAAGGAACACCGCAACAUAUAAUCGACGAGGAAGCUACGCCAGGUAUCCUUCAGCGUCUCGACUCCACAAGUUCUUCGUCCGUCAGGUCUUCAAGAUCGUCUGCUACAAGUGCCGGCUCCCAUCGGCGUGUGAGCAAGAGACUGAAAGCAAAGCUAGGCAGGAGGAGGGAGGUGAAGACCGAGGUUGAAUCUGAAGCGGACCCUGAACAAGCUGUCGUGCAGCUGCGUCAGAACGUGAGUGACGACCAGGCAGAAAAGACAGCGGAGGCACAGGAGAUCAAGUCGCGAGAUGCAUCAAUGGAAGAAGGCAUGCCACCCAACCCUCCAGCAACUUCAGCGAAGGACAAGAAACCAAACACAGGGCCUCGCGGUCUCUCUUUCCGCCCACCACCAGUUUUCCGAUCGUCGACGCAUCCUUCUUCCAGAGGCAGAGAAGCGAAAUAUCCUUCUCAUCCACUUAGACAUUAUCAGUCAGCGCCUGAUCACCAAAGCCGAAGUCCGGGAGCUGCACGGAUCGCUCGUCGCUCUUCACCGAAAAAUUCACCCGCAGAGGAAGACGCUCCGCCCAUGAGUCAAACAGCGUCGAUCAUUCUCCUACUAGCCUCUACCGGUCUUGUUGCACUGUGUGCAGAGUUCCUUGUUGGAAGUAUCGAGCAUUUGGUGGAAGAUUCCCCGUUGUCGGAAGCGUUUAUUGGUCUAAUCAUCCUGCCCGUCGUUGGCAAUGCUGCCGAGCAUGUCACGGCGGUUACGGUCGCCGCCAAGAACAAGCUCGACCUUGCCUUGGGCGUAUCGCUCGGAUCUUCCAUUCAAAUUGCGCUCUUCGUCACUCCAUUCGUCGUCAUUCUGGGGUGGAUCAUGGAUAAGGACAUGUCUCUCUACUUCAGCUUGUUUGAGACCGGGUCUUUGUUUGUUUCCACCUUCAUCGUUAACUUCCUGGUCCUAGAUGGGCGAAGCAACUAUUUGGAGGGUGCACUGUUGUGUGCAUGUUAUGUGAUUGUUGCUGUUGGAGCAUAUUUCUUUCCCGAUGGACAGGACCAAAGUUCCCUCACAAGCGGGCCGUCGAAUUGA
This is a messenger RNA of Cladophialophora psammophila CBS 110553, 1881 nucleotides long. RefSeq lists its product as uncharacterized. Gene Ontology annotation, cellular component: fungal-type vacuole membrane. The record is from RefSeq and is a predicted model, not a curated record. Gene Ontology annotation, molecular function: calcium:proton antiporter activity. NCBI's taxonomy places the organism in Eukaryota, Fungi, Ascomycota, Eurotiomycetes, Chaetothyriales, Herpotrichiellaceae. The transcript is spliced from 3 exons. Bases 1 to 1881 code for a protein of 626 amino acids. Gene Ontology annotation, biological process: calcium ion transmembrane transport; intracellular calcium ion homeostasis.